AUGGAGAUGGUGAUGGAGAUGGCGAUGGCGAUGGCGAUGGAGAUGGAGAUGGAGAUGAACAACAGGCCCAACCCUAAAGAGAGCGAGAAGGACAUAUGCCCAGGCUGUGAGCAGAACAACAGGCCCAACCCUAAAGAGAGCGAGAAGGACAUAUGCCCAGGCCGUGAGCAGAACAACAGGCCCAACCCUAAAGAGAGCGAGAAGGACAUAUGCCCUGGCCGUGAGCAGAACAACAGGCCCAACCCUAAAGAGAGCGAGAAGGACAUAUGCCCAGGCCGUGAGCAGAACAACAGGCCCAACACUAAAGAGAGCGAGAAGGACAUAUGCCCAGGCCGUGAGCAGAACAACAGGCCCAACCCUAAAGAGAGCGAGAAGGACAUAUGCCCAGGCCGUGAGCAGAACUACAGGCCCAACGCUAAAGAGAACGAGAAGGACAUAUGCCCAGGCCAUGAGCAGAACAACAGGCCCAAUACCUGGAGGUGUUCUUGA
Molecule: messenger RNA, 489 nt
Organism: Oncorhynchus mykiss (rainbow trout)
Lineage: Eukaryota; Metazoa; Chordata; Actinopteri; Salmoniformes; Salmonidae
Source: RefSeq, a predicted model, not a curated record